UAAACCAGCCCCUUUCAAUGUGUUCAUGUAUACAAAAGGAAAGGGAUCCAGCUGGGAGAUCCGGCAGCAGCUGGCAAUCACUUUCGAAGUUGCACCUACCCCUCCAGCACGACCACUCUUUCUCAACAUGAGGCUGACAGCAUGAUGGGCCAACGCUGUAAAGUUCAUCUUCAUCUAUCAUCUUCAACCUCCAGAUCCCUUAAAAAAAAUUCGAUGUAGUUAUUAGCUGUCAAUGUUACAAUGGAAAGCCUCCCAUCAUACGAACAAGCAACCACCGCGCCACAUUGGCUGCAGCUUGUAGGCCCAUAUGUGCUAACGACUGAUUGGAGACGGUGUUCCCGCGUUAACAAGCUCUUCUACCAACAAUUUGCUCCUCGCCUCUGGCUUGAUCCUCUUGUCACAGCAAGACAUCACGGCCUGCAUCCAAAUGAUGACCUCGCGUGGUAUUGCAGAUUUGUUUACGUCCACCUAAACUCCGUAAGACUAAUGACGAGAGAAUUUGUGCGGUCGCUGGACUUUCGAAACUUUGCCGUCGUUGCCUCUGGUCUUUAUUCAACAGAUGCCAGUGAGAGGGCAAUAUCCAAUAGUUUCAAGCAUCUUCCAACCCUCUUCCCCCGACUUGUGUGCUUACUUGUUGAUGGACAUCCCGAGCUCAAUCCGGAGUCACUUGCGUGGGUUGAUGUAAUCAACACAGACAGGAAAACCCCGAACUCCCUUCAAUUACUUGAUCUUGCAAAUUGCCCACACCACCUCAACGCUAACUUCUUCCGAUCCGCCUAUCUCAGAGAUCUCGUGUAUCUAGACAUAUCGUCGUUGCCCGGCUCCAUAAGCCAAACAGUAAAAGCUUCCCUUAAUCCGGAUCACGUACCGGGUCUUCGAGUGCUCAAAAUACGGCAACGUGAGUUGGAUGAUUCCUCGGCGCGUAUCUUGCUUCAGAGGUUUGGACGACAAUUAUGGAGUUUGGAUUUAUCCAAUAACAAGCUAACCGAUGCCACAAUCGAUACAUUGAUCAGGAUGUCUUUCUCGUCUCUGACUUUGCGGUCAGAUGCACAUUUCCAUAUCGAGGGCAAACUAAUCAGCCCUGGACGACUAGGUACUAUUGAGUAUGGGCCGCUUGAGUUCCUAAUGGAAUCGAAAGAAAGUUCCACGUUUGUUCAUCCUAUGCGUUACUUUCCAGACGCGCCGCCAUACAUCUGUGGUAGAAGCCACCAGGAACUACAGGAGUGGCAGACUGUGCGAUGUAGUGGCGCCGGUCCUCGACGGUGUGACGACAUUGACAGCGUGAAAAGUCACUUGCUUGCAGAUUUGCUCGGUCAGCAACCAGUAUCUACGAGCAGUCUUACGCACGACGCACGCAGCGGCCAAGGGGGGCUCACUCACCUAUCCAUCAGCGGCAACCAAAUUACAUCGGCAGGGGUUCGGAGGCUGCUGAGAUGUACAUUAGGACGACUGGAGCAUUUCGAUUGCAGCGUUCAGCACAUCUCUUCAAUCACUUCAAACGCCCAGUCUAGUCUCCGGAUAAGCGGGCUUUUUGGAACAUCACACCUGAUCCGGCCCGUAUUCUCGUCAAAUCUCCGACAUUUGCGCGUCCAUCACUCCCUGGUGACAAACAUACCUACUGUCAACAGCCGGGAGCUGUCACAGCGAGCGGCUGCGGUCUUCGCGGAAACUGUCGUUCGCGAACACGCCCAGAUAGCUUAUCCCCAAGUAUUUGUGCCAGACACGAACCCACGCUUGUCAUCCUUGACACUUACUCACAUACCAACGCACUCUAUUGGCCCUUUGAUUUUGGCCCUCACUAAUUUCUUGGAUCUCGCCUCAAGUCAACAGCAUGCAGUUGAAAAGGUCCUGGCAUCAAGCACUCAACGAGGCUCUAAGGUCGUGAGAGGACUGCAGUACAUCCGGUUGGAAUUGUUGUCUGAUGAAGAGCUACCAACUGCAUUAUUCGAUGACGACGUUGACUUCGAUCAACUCCUCGACCCUGCUAGUUUUACGAAUGAUAACCUAGAUGAAACAAGCGGAGACGCGCAGGCAGGACUACUUGCAGAGAACGCCGAAAACCAAAUCGGCAGAGAAACCCAGGUGAUAGGUUCGCCAAAAAUGUCAGAAACAGCCGGAAACUCUCAAAGCGAUAUCUGGCAGCACUCAGGAGAUGUUUUCAUCGUGCAUCGGGUUGAAGCUCCUGAAUCUUGGACUGGAAAUGUAUUUACCCUGAAAGUUUGGACCGGCAGUGAGGUAACUGGAAUGUCUCCUGCUGUCAGCAAGUACACAGCCAAUGUACAAGAUCCUAAACUUCGUAAGAAUGUUGGGCCCGCUAUGCCUCAUCAUGUUGCUGCAGGUGUGCCAUAUGGGUCAUACAUCUUUUAUACUGCUUGGGAUGAAAUGAUUUUCCCUGGAGGCAAUGCUAAGCCCAACCUACAACCAUUACUAGCUUUGCACAAAGAUGUUGCUGUAGCUAUUAAGGAAUAUCGUGCUCAAACGAGAGGUACGGACAGAUAUUGGAAAGGGAAACUCGAAUUGGUCAGGGACAAACGGUAAACAGACGAGUUGACGCAGUGUCUUUUGAAUUGGUAGGACUGGAAGCAGAUUACUUAGCUGAAAGGUCACCACUUUCUUACAACAACGCAUUCUACAACAAUCCAUGUUAUUCUAUACAAUACCAUCCCACUCGACUUAAGUCUGCCUAAUUUGACGUCUUUUUCCGUAACAGGGGAGGGUUUGAGUAUUGUAAAAAACCAAACGUGGAAUGAUUUGGGACGCCACGUCUAGCGGGCUGGAUUGCCAAAACUGAAAAAGUCUUUGACGUCAUCAUGCUGUCAUGACCAGUGUACGUCCAUCAACACUCCGGCUAUAUUGAACUCCAUUCGGAUCCA
Molecule: messenger RNA, 2873 nt
Organism: Truncatella angustata
Lineage: Eukaryota; Fungi; Ascomycota; Sordariomycetes; Amphisphaeriales; Sporocadaceae
Exons: 3
Coding region: 241-2538 (765 amino acids)
Source: RefSeq, a predicted model, not a curated record